AUGAUUUCAGGGUUGUUGCCAUCAUGGUGAUGUACUGCAUAUCUGGUGGUCAAGCCCGAGACUGUUUAAUUUUUUUGUCUCGUGUGUUUGGCUUUCUGUUCACUUUGUUCCAUCUCUCCAUACGCCGGGAUGCUCUGUGUGCUUUGCUUCAUUGUCCCAUACCAGAAGUUGGCUUACUAUUUGUUUUUGUCAGCCACUAGAACAAUUGCUCAGGCCUGGAAAAGCCCGUUUGUCCCUCUUCAGGGGGUGCGGGACCGUAUGACCACUAUGAUGCUCAAUGAACAGAUGUCGAGUAUCUGCAACGACUCCCAACGUAAAUUCUUGAAAAUAUGGGAGCCGUGGUUGCAAUAUGCCUUUCCCACGCUCCCCCGGCUAGUCUGGGGACGUGAU
Messenger RNA from Staurois parvus, 390 nucleotides. NCBI's taxonomy places the organism in Eukaryota, Metazoa, Chordata, Amphibia, Anura, Ranidae. The record is from the annotation of a GenBank genome assembly.